UCAGUUGAAUAUCCAGUUUAAAGUGCAUUCUGCAACAACAAUAUGCCUCUCACACGUAGUGGUCAUUCUUCCACCGCUGCCGACGACGACAGCGUCGAGGCGGACUUCCACACGCCUCAUGAAGAAUCUGCAGCGCGAGUAGUCCCUCCUGUGCCAGCCGCGCCCUCGGCUUCUGCACCACCUACCGCGCCCGCCGCAGCGGCGGCGACCGUCACCAUCGGCGAUAUGUCUGCGAUGAUGAUGUUGUGGCAACAGUCUCUUCAGCGCCUCCUCGACCGUGAGGAAGAGCGACGACCUGCCACGCCCGCCCCGGCUCCAGCAGAACCCAUUACCACGGCUCACCAUUCCGGUGGUUAUUUCACCACAUGCAACGCGCGCUACAGCGGCGCGAUGGAGGAGUCUCUAGACGGAUUUAUAGACGCGAUUGAAGCAUAUAAAGACUGCGCCAACGUCAGCGAUGCUAACGCACUCCGUGGCAUCUCCAUGUUGCUGACUCACGACGCCGCGACGUGGUGGCAGGGCGUGAAGCCAUCCAUCACCACCUGGACCACUGCAAUCCAGAGCCUGCGCAGCGCCUUCGGCGACAGUCGUCCUCCGCAUCGCAUCUACAGAGAGCUUUUUAAAAUGACUCAUGAACACGAGAAGACGGAAUUAUUCAUCGCGAGAGCCCGAGCGCUCCUCGCCCGCCUUCCUCGAGGAGACCUAUCAGAGAAAGUCGAGAUUGACAUGAUUUAUGGACUUUUACACCAGCGUAUCCGCGAGCGCCUGCGUCGCGAGGAGGUGUACAGCUUCGAGAUCCUUCUUUGGAAGUCACGUGAAGUCGAAGAUUCCCUAGAUAACGUGAGUAACGACAGUGCAUCGUGUGCUACACACCGUCCUGCGCCGAGUACUCCGCGCAUGACGUCUACGUCGGCCGCGCCGUCGUUGAAGAACGCAGCGCGCCGCCCCAGCACCGCGUCUACCAGCGCCAGCACGUCUACCAUGUCUCCGGACUUCGCGUCGAACAAUAAAAGUGCCAUGAAAUCUCGUCCGUUUUGCAUAUACUGUAAAGUGCCCGGUCAUGUUCGUGAAGAGUGUCGUAAACUAUCGAAUAAGAACAGUACUGAUAAGAUUGAUAACGAUAAGCGUGAUAACAACACUAUUUCUUGUUAUGGUUGUGGAGCAAAGGGUGUAAUACGGUCACAAUGUCCAAAUUGUACCGCGAAAGUUUCAUUUUACGCCGUAAGUACGUUUCCUAAUCAAUGUAAACAACCUUAUUCCACCCCGAGUUCGAAUAAUGACAUUCAUGAUCUUUCAAUUAAUAUUUCUUGUGAUAAAAUAUGUAAUUGCGAUCUAUGCUAUGGUGAUGACGAGGUUAUGUUUACUUAUUCUGUUCCUAAUGUCAUUCAUGUGUCACACGCAACCAACUUCACUCCUUUCACUCAACAUUUGACAGACACGAAUUCGGAUACACUUUCACUCGACUCUCAAUCUCUCUCAAAAGGUCUGUUACACGAUCAAUGUUUGAUCAAUCACACGGGUCAAUCUUCGCCAACUUUUGAACACAUGCACAGUAGGGCAAAUGGUCCGAAUUCUUCCAGCAUGUACAGUAGGGCAAAUGUCUCGAAUUGUUCCGGCGUAUACAGUAGGGUUAAUGUCCCGAAUUCUUCCACAGAUUUUGAACGCAUGCACAGUAGGGUAAGUGGCCCGAAUUUCUCAAGCAUGUGCAGUAGGGUUAAUGUCCCGAAUUUUCCUACAGGUGUUGAACGCGUGCACAGUAGGGUAAAUGGUCCGAAUUCUUCCCGCACGUUCAGUAGGGUGAAUGGCACUGGUGUCGACCUGAAUUGUUCUUCAGGUUUUGAAAGCGUGUUCAGUAGGGUAUAUGACACUGUUGUUGCCCCAAUUUCCGCGACCUCGACGGCUACUUAUUGCAGUAGGCCUAUUCUUUGCGUCGACAUUUUAGGUUCGCGAGGCACCGCUCUUAUUGAUACCGCAGCUAAGUGCUGUGUCGCAGGUCAUUCUCUUUUUAAACUUCUGAAGGAUAAGAAGCAAAGUUUUACUCAGAAGCAGGUGGCCGUGAAACUCGCUGACGGAGUCGUGCACCAGCGCGAUGUCCUCGUAUGCAGUGUUGAUGUUUCAGUCACUUUUAAGAAGAAAAAGGUUCCGAUUGAGUUUGUUAUUUUUCCGGAUGCUGAUAAUAAUGAGACGCUUCUAGGUAUGGAUUUCCUCAGCGCCUCCGGCAUGGUCAUCGAUUUUGCGACUUCGUGUUGGAAAUUUUCAGGUAGCCACCAGACCUACCCUCUCGAAUUUGAGUCUGAAGGCUCGGAGGUUCCCCGUUCUGUCGUUGCUUCUUCUUUCAUGCUUAGGGAAGAUGAAGGCAUCAUGCUUACCUGUGACCAGCGCCGACAAGUAUCCGAUGUUCUCGAUCGUCAUGAGGAUGUCUUCAAUCUAGGAGGAGCGCCGACUCCGUACGCGGAGCACCGUAUUGACACUGGCGAUCAUGUACCUGUCGCCGUCCCGCCUUAUCGAUUGACUCCAGCUAAGAAGGCUAUUAUGGAAGCUGAGCUCGGUAAGAUGUUGGCAGAGGGUAUCAUCGAAGAGUGUGAGUCUCCGUGGGCCUCUCCUGCUUUGCUCGUGCCUAAGAAGGAUGGCACCUUUCGUUUCUGCGUGGACUACCGUCGUCUUAAUGCGAUUACUAAGUCAGACUCGUAUCCACUGCCAGUCAUCGAGGACCUGCUGCACUCUACGAAGGGUUGCUUCAUCAGUACCAUCGACCUCCGUUCCAGUUAUUGGCAAGUUAGCGUCGCACCGGGUGACAGGGAUAAAACUGCGUUCGUCACGCCGUUCGGUACUUACAGGUUUCUCAGAAUGCCUUUUGGCCUCAAGAAUGCCCCGGCAACAUUCCAGCGUCUUAUGGAUCGUUUUCGUUCAGGGAGCAUGGUCAAGGAUGUCACGUUACUCGUCUAUCUAGACGAUCUUCUCGUCCUCUCGGAGUCUUACGAGAAGCACUUACAGGACCUACAGUUGGUCUUCGAUCGUUUACGCGUUUUUGGUUUACGCGCCAACCGAGAUAAGUGUGUCUUCGUGGCCAAGGAGGUGAAAUACCUUGGACACCUUAUCACGCCGGAAGGUAUCUUACCGGAUGGUUCGAAGGUUGAGUCGAUCCUCAAUAUGAAUGAGCCUAAGAACCUUAAGCAUCUCAGGACUUUUCUACAGACCUGUGCUUGGUUCCGUAAGUUUGUCCCCGGGUUUUCUGGGAUAGCACAACCGCUCACCAAACUUACCAGGAAGAAUGAGCCUUGGAACUGGAGUGACGAGCAGCAGAAAGCUUUCGAUGAGUUGAAGAAGAAACUCACCAGCGCUCCUGUUUUAGUUCAGGCCGAUUAUAGCAAACCGUUCGUUAUACGUACCGAUGCAAGCGACUACGCCUUAGGUGCUGUCCUCACUCAAGGAGAUGGCAUAGAGGAACACCCCAUCGAGUACUCCAGUCGUUUACUUACCAGUGCUGAAAGGAAGUACAGCACCACCGAACGGGAAGCAUUAGCUGUUGUUUGGGCCGUAGAGAAGUACCGCCCCUAUAUUGACGGACACCCAAUUAUCGUUCGCAGCGACCAUCAGCCUUUGCGGUGGCUUCUUACCCUCAAGUCACCAAGUGGUCGACUGAUGCGCUGGGCGCUCCGACUUCAGGCGUUCGACAUACAAUAUGAAUACACGCCUGGUAAAGCGAAUGUUGUCGCUGACACGCUGAGUCGUCCUGUAUGCGACGAUGUCUCUCGCGAAGACUGCGGAAUCUGCACCGUAAUCGUCGACGUUCCCCACGUUAAUCCGGAGGAACUCAGGAAAUCUCAGCUGAGCGACCCCGACGUCUGCAAGAUAAUUCAAGAUCUCGAGCAUAGUGAUGCUCUGGCUUCGAAUCGUUGGUUGGAGCGUGGGUAUUUAAUGAACCAGGGAGUUCUUUAUCGUCUUAGUCCCGAUGCUGAUUCCGAAGAACCACAGCUCGUUAUACCGGCCUCCAUGAUUCCUGAAGUCCUCAAGGAAUUCCACGACACACCCCUAGCUGGUCACCAAGGCGUCGACCGUACCUUGGAGCGCAUCCGUCAACGUUAUUAUUUCACCGGAAUGCGACGGUACGUCAGUGAAUACCUCAAGACAUGCGUGGAUUGCCAGAAGUAUAAGCCCGCCAACCAAAAGCCUGCCGGUCUUUUGCAGACUCCGAUUCUCAACCAGCGAGGUGAAGUCCUCGCUGUCGAUUUAUUUGGCCCUCUUCCAGAAGCUGAAGAUGGAUCGAAGUGGGUCCUUCUUAUUGAAGAUACUGCUACGCGUUGGGUUGAGAUCUUUGCCCUCCGCGAUGCCACCGCCGAAGCUUGCGCCCCUCUCAUGAUUGAGCAGUAUUUUAUGCGCUAUGGCUUUCCUCGGCGUAUCGUAUCUGAUAAUGGCGUGCAAUUCGUCUCUGCUGUUAUGCAGCAAUGCAUGCACAUUCUUGGGAUUAAGCAGAAUUUGAUUCCCUUAUACCACCCGGAAGCCAAUCCCGCCGAAAGGAAGAACCGGGAUAUGAAAAUUCAGUUGGCUAUGCUGGUUAAAACUGAGCAUCGUGCUUGGUCGAAGUACUUGCCUCAGGUCCGUUUUGCUUUGAAUACUGCGACGUGCAGUACCACCGGUUUGACACCGUCUUAUAUGAUGUUUGCGCGGGAGAUGCGUACUCCCUUUGACGCCCAUCACGACCUCAGAGCCGUCUUAGAAAAGGACAAUUAUGUUCCCCAGGUUACACCUUACCUGACCAGGUUUGUCAGUUCGCUCCAGGAGAUUCGCGAUCGUGUCGAGAAGCAGCAGGAUUCUCGGAAGGACACUUCUGAUGCCUCUCGUCGCCCGUCCCCUGUCUAUGCAGAAGGUGACCUCGUUCUUCUUACUACUCAUGCUCUGAGUAAUGCCCAGAAGGGUUUGACAAAGAAGUUUAUGCCACGACGUGAUGGCCCUUAUGUUGUUAAGCGCGUCCUUAGUCCUACCACGUUCGAGAUUGCCGACCAAGAUGGACAGUUGUUAGGUCGUUUUCAUUCUUCGGACAUGUCCUUGUUUUCAGGUCCCCAGUCGAGUGACACUCAGCCCGUUCAGCCCCGUAGGCUGCGAGGACGGCCUCGUAUUAGGGAUAGGGAGACCCUGACACAUACACGCACACAUGACGCGCCACAUGUUUUUGCUAAGCCACGAGCGGGACGCUCUUGUAGCUUAGAGGAGGAGUGUGUAGCGCGCCGAUCUUUAAAUUCCCCUCCGCCGCACACUUCACCCCCUCAGGUCGCACCCUCCAAUCGCGUCGCGUCUAAAUCGACGCUACCGCAACGCGCACGCGCGCCGGCCGCGCGGCCCGCGUCCGGCACGCUGAUUGGACGGCGCGAGAUUCGGCUCCCCGCUAGAUUCCGUGUUUGAGCGUACUUGAAAUGGUUGACGCUAUUCUGUUAUAAUUUUCUUAAUUAUCCGUAAUUCCUAAUUUUAUGUGAGAGACUGUGUUAAAUAAUAUUGUUUGUUGUUCCUACAUUAGA
Pectinophora gossypiella (pink bollworm) is the source of this 5513-nucleotide messenger RNA. RefSeq lists its product as uncharacterized. Gene Ontology annotation, molecular function: nucleic acid binding; zinc ion binding. The record is from RefSeq and is a predicted model, not a curated record. The coding region runs from base 43 to 5400 and encodes 1785 amino acids. NCBI's taxonomy places the organism in Eukaryota, Metazoa, Arthropoda, Insecta, Lepidoptera, Gelechiidae. Gene Ontology annotation, biological process: DNA integration. The transcript has a single exon.